Molecule: messenger RNA, 8747 nt
Organism: Loxodonta africana (African savanna elephant)
Lineage: Eukaryota; Metazoa; Chordata; Mammalia; Proboscidea; Elephantidae
Product: leukocyte immunoglobulin-like receptor subfamily B member 3
Biological process (GO): cytokine-mediated signaling pathway
Cellular component (GO): plasma membrane
Molecular function (GO): inhibitory MHC class I receptor activity
Source: RefSeq, a predicted model, not a curated record
CGGGGCUGAGGGCUGUUCCCCUUCCUGUGAGGCUGCUGAAAAGGAAACCGCGUGACACGUAACACAGGGCCCAGGACUUGUCACACCCUGUGCAUGUCUGUCCUGCCAGGCCCUGUGGUCAUUAUAAUUCGUCUGGAGUGCUGGAAACCAUGCAAGGCAGUGCCACAGCCCUGACCCUCACCGCCUUUCUAUGUCUUGGACUGGGCCAGGGCCUGCGGAACCAGCUACAGACAGGGACCCUCCACAAACCCUCCAUCUGGGCUAAUCCAGGCCCCAUCACCACCAUGGGGAGCUCUGUCACCAUCUGGUGUCAAGGGUCUUGGCAGGCUGAUGCCUACUAUCUGUAUAAAAACCAAGGGUCUCAAUACUUGGAAAUGUGGCGACCAAGGAACUUUGUGGAUAGGGCCAGUUUCUUCAUCAAAUCCAUGAGCAUACAACAUGCAGGGCAGAUCCAGUGUGCAUAUCACAGCUCGAGUGGCUGGUCAGAGCUGAGCGACCCUCUGCUCCUUGUUGUGACAGGAGCUUACAGCAAACCCUCCCUCUCAGCCCAUCCAAGCCAUCUGGUGGUUUCGGGGGGGAAUGUGUCCCUCUCCUAUAGCUCACAGGACACAAUGGACACUUUCCAUCUGCUCGAGGAGAGAGAAGCCUUCCCUUCCCAACAGAGGAAAUCUGAGUUCUCUGCUGGGAGGCACCAGGCCACCUUUCCUGUGGGCCCUGUGAGCACCUUCCAUGGAGGCAUCUACAGAUGCUAUGGUUCUCUCAGAAACUACCCAUAUGUGUGGUCACAGCCCAGUGAUUCUGUGGAUCUGACGGUCACAGGAGCCUACAGCAAACCCUUCCUCUCAGCCCAUCCAAGCCCUCUGGUUGUUUCAGGAGGGAGUGUGUCCCUCUCCUGUAGCUCACAGGACAGGAUGGAUACUUUCUAUCUGCUCAAGGAGGGAAGAGCUGACCCUCCUCAACACAGGAAAUCUCAGUUCUCUGCUGGGAGGCACCAGGCCAUCUUUCCUAUGGGCCCUGUGAGCACCUACGAUGGGGGCACCUACAGAUGCUAUGGUUCUGUCCGCUCCUCCUCCCACCUGUGGUCACACCCCAGCGACCCUCUGGAUCUCAGGGUCACAGAUGAGGCAGCCCCCACCCAAUCACUCUUUCUGGGGGCUCCAUGGCCUCCUGGGAGCAGCAUCACAGGGGGGUGUGAAGGAGACGAGUGUGCACUCACUGCAGCCCCGUGGACAGUGGGGAUGUGCGUUUCCUUCCAUGCCACUGUCUCCUCUUCGCCAGGGGUGCACAGAAAGCCCUCCUUCUCAGCCCAGCCGGGCUCACUGGUGCUCUCUGGAGCCAGCCUGACCCUGCAGUGUGGCCCUGAGGCCUGCUUUGACAGGUUCCUUCUGACCAAGGAUGAGCAGCUCUUAUCCCUUUCCCAGUGCCUUGACAGGCAGUACAGUCCCAUCUUCACCCUGUGCCAUGUGAACCACACCCACAAGGAACAGUACAGGUGCUAUGGUGCAUGCACACUCUUCUCCAGGUGGUUGGCCCCCAGUGAUCCCUACGUCUUGGUGGCAGGAACAUAUGAGAAACCCUCCCUCUUGGCCCAUCCUGGCCCCUCAGUGACCUUGGGAGACAGCGUGACUCUGCAGUGUCGCUCAGAUCAAUUUUUUGAUACAUUCCAUCUGUUCAAGGAGGGCUUGAUUGCCCCUCCCCAGCAGAUGAGUUGGCAGAAAAAUGCUGGGCCCUUUCAGGCCAUCUUCACCAUGAGUCCUGUGACCUCAGCCCAUGGAGGGACCUACAGGUGUUACAGCUCACACAGCACCUUCCCUUACCUGUUCUCACAACCCAGUGACCCCCUGGAGCUGGUGGUCUCAGCCUCACACCCAGAGACCACACCAAGAGCUGGAGGCUCCGAGAAUCAGCACCACACACCCAGGGACUCAGACCCACCAAGGGGUCUCCCACAGUACCUGAAAGUUCUGAUCGGAGUCUUGGUGGCCUUUGUUCUUCUCCUCGUCCUCUUCCUCCUCCUCUUCCUCCUCAUCAGACACCAUCGCCAGGGGAAAGGCAGGACCACAGCGUCAGAGCCAAAGGACAGAGGCCUGCGGAAAAGCUCCAGUCCAGCCGCCAUGGACCAGGACGAGAACUUGUAUGCUGCCGUGAGAGACAUACAGCCUGAGGAAGAAAUGGAGAUGGACAGUGAGCAGAGCCCUGAAGAUCAAAACCCUCAGGCAAGGAUGUGUGCCCAGGUGAAUCACCACUCAAGAUCUAGGUGGGCAGCGGCUCCCUGUCCUUCCUCCCUGUCUGGAGAGUUGCAGGAUAUGAAGGACAGACAAGUGGAAGAAGACAGUCAGAGGGACAGUCAGGCUGCUGCACCUGAAGACCCCCAGGAAGUGACGUAUGCACAGCUGAUUCACUCAACCCUCAAACCAGAGACAACCACAUCCCCUUCCUCUCAGUCAGGGGAGCCCUCCAAUGAACCUAGCGUGUAUGCAGCUGUGGCUAUUCACUAACACAGGACAAGACCCAGGCCCCAGUCUCCAAGGAGGGGGCCUGCAAGAACCCCAGAAAGCAACAGAGCUGCCCCCAUGAGCAUUUAACUGAAGAACUGCAGCUAGCCUGGAGACCUGACAUGGACCCCAGGAGCUUCUGGGACCUUGUGGAAAUUGUUCCCAGACUCCACCCAAAUUACUCAGCUGAUCUUACAGUCCCUGCCAAACUCAUCUAGCCAACUGCAAUAAUCUCAUGGCACUCUGUCAUCAACCAGGCCCUAGUUAACCAAGUGACAAACCUGGGGGGCCUACUAUCUGCUACCUGAAACAGACCUGGAAUCUUCUGCGGGCUUCAUAUUUACAUGUUUGGGAACAGCAACCUAACAGUGUCAAAGGACCCAGAAGCAUGUCACUGCUCUGAAGCUGAGCUUUUAACUGACCUCAAAGUAAGAAAGCCCCCAAACGGGAACUAGGCUACAAAAGACUAAACGAGUUGCUUAAUAUCAACAUCUCUCCUCCAAGUCCCUUCCUUCACUGGACGAUGCAGUUUCUCAACAAGGCGGAGGAAAGGGGAAGCUGGUUUCCUCCUGACCAUGAGUGUUUUCAGAAACCCCCAGAAGCAAGGGGUAGGGGAGGAGAGUGCAGGGUUCCUUAAAUGUCACCUGCCAUAUAUGUCACCAGACAACAUAUUCUCCAUUUUCUAUUUCACUGGACCCGUAUCUGUGUAAGACAGAAACCUGGGACCUUGUCUGAUGUCACACUUCAAAAGCAACAAGCUUUCAAACAUGGUUUCAAACUGAUUCAUUCUGGCUCCACCCCCAGAUAUACUGAAUCGGAAUCUACAUUUUAACAAUAUCCUCAGGGGUUGUUUUGUAUGUUGUUCUUAAAACUUAUUACGUAUGCUUUGUGAAAUGAUGCUUUAGGUGCAUUUUUCAUUUUAUGCCCGAUAUUGUCUACUUUUAAAUCAGUAACAUAUGAAUCUGUUCAAAUCCCUGCUUUCAAAGUAGUCUAUAGAUUUUUUCAAGUGCUACCACUGAAAAACCACAACCAUUCCAUCUUCACCAGCAACCAAGACUGGCAGGCUCAGCUUGUCCUCUUGUUCUGCUCACCUAACCUUACUUACCCUAUCUCAUCCCAGGAACCAGGGUAAGAUGGCCGGAUGUGCCAGGGAAUGCCCUGACCUCCACUUGCUACUCACUGUCUGGAAAUGACCCCUCCUCCCAGGCCAUAUGCAAAUAGAGCUGUUUCUGUAACACUGUUGGUCAGCCUCCCCCUUUGAUGAUGGAAGCAUCUUGCAAAGAUGCUCAUUCUGCUCACUGCUACUGCAACCCCCACACUAAGAGGACAAGGGCUGCCAUGUAGUAAGCACUCAAGUAUCUGAAUGACAAAAGUAAUCAGACUCCUUCUAUACACUCGGCCACAUUCAAAAAGUGGAAACGUGGGAAGAAAACAUCUGGGUGCCUCCUCUUGUGAAACCUUGCAAGAACAUCCCUCAUGCAGUGCUAUUUAUCAAUCUCUAAUCUAUGACUGGAUACCCUGGUGUAGUGGGUAAGAGCUAAGGCUGCUAAACCAAAAGGUCAGCAGUUCAAAUCCACCAGAUGCUCCUUGGAAUCUGUAUGGGGCAGUUCUACCAUGUCCUACAGGGUCAUUUAGUCAGAAUCAACUCAACAAUGGGUAACAAAUGGUUACUGGCCUUUUUUUUUUUUUUCCCUGUAAUUUCUCUAAUAUUACAAAUCAGAUGUCACCCUGCUACUAGUAUUUGGAAGCCAACCACAAUUACUCCUAACCUCUCAGGCUCACCAGGGUCCCUCUGACACUGCCCUAACAACUCUCCUCUGCACCCCCACCACACACCAGGUGCCAACUCAAGGGAUUUAGCUUUUUUUCUAGAAAUUUGUCAGCUGCAAUACGCUGCUGAUCACUUCGGAACAUCCCUCCUGAAUAGGUUUCACUGGCAUAGCCGAACAGGAUUCCUUUUUUGAAAAUGUACUCAGCUGGAGAGGCCCAAGUCCAUGCAACUGUGGCAGUUACCGUUCUGUGGUUUAACGUAACCUUAUAGUUACUGUAUCAGUGGCACUGAAUGUGUUACCAAAAAUAAGUAUAUCUAUCAGACUAUUUUUGUGUAAUUUCUUAAUACUGGUAUUUGUUAUCUCCACAUAAAGUGUACUGGUCUAAAAAGUGUAUUUGAAAAUAAACCCUGAUGGAAAAAUGCCUUUAAAAAAUUUUUAAAAGUGCAUCGGGUGGACACUUGAGACUAUGUUGGCAUCUCCUGCCUGGAGGGGAGAUGAGAGGGUAGAGGGGGUUAGCAGCUGUCACAAUGGACACAAAGAGAAUAGAGGGAGAGGGCAGGCUGUCUCAUUAGAGAGAAAUUGGGAGUAUGUAGCAAGGCCUAUAUAGGUUUUUAUGUGAAGAGACUGACUUGAUUUGUAAACUUUCACUUACAGCACAAUUAUAUAUACAAAAAAAAAAAAAAAAUUGCAGCUUCUGUACCCUGUAACCUCCCAUCGUACCCUGCAAAACAACUUUUGGGGGAAAAAUGUGGUUAUGCCCUCUCAAGGAUAUGGCACUUUGUUCUUGUGCCCAAUGCAUGACAUAUUCCAGGAAGGUCCAAGACACUUCUAGGAAAAAUGCUGACACACCACGAGCUAAAGAAACGUCAGGGUCAGCAAUAACUCAGCCGAUGUUAAGCAAGAUGUGGUUGUGAUCAAGUGCUUGUUUUAUUCUGUAAAAACCCCCUGCACCGUCUGAGCUUCGAGCACAUUGUGCUUUCGCCUUGUGCCCCAAACUCACAAAUCAUAUCUCCCUCAAUAAAACUCUUCUGCUUUUACUUUAAUUAAAAAAAAUAAAUAAAUUUUUUUUUUUUUAAAGCAAGUGGACAACCUGUCUUGGAUACAGUGUGAGCUUCCCCUCACUACACAGAACUGAAUGUUCACAACAAGGGUUAGACUGGAUCCCAGGAAAGAAUCUAAGUCAGGGAGAGGAGACCCAAUAAUAAACACCAACUCCAAAGUGCUGAUCUGGUUUUUAUUAUCUGAUUGGAAAACUUGAUAAUGUCCCCAACCCAGGAGAGGGUGGGGGGGCUUAAUCCUCCUCCUCAUCAUCACCAGCUCCAGCCCCACCCUGGCCCUUCUUGGCGUUUUUCCUCUUCACACGGCCUGGGCGGCCUCCACCAUAUGGGGAGCGGAGGGAGAAGUCAAUGUGCUUCUGGGAGUCCAGGCGGACGAUAAAGGACGGGAUGUUCACCACCUGCUUGCGAACCCUGGAGGGGGUAGGGAUGGUAGGUGAAAAGGAUUGGGAGGAAAAAUAGGGUCCCCGCUGCAAGACAAGACACCAUUCUUUCUCCUCUUCUUCCAGUGGACAGGGCUGUACUGAUGCUGAAUAAAUACCAGGGUGGGGUUCUAGACCCCAUGGAAAUCCCUGUGUACUGACAAGGGCUUUAAGGCAUCACCUCAUCUACACAACUGCUUUAGCAGACAAGUUCUCAUUCACGUUACCCACAUAACCCAUACAAGGUUACAAAGCCAAUAAGGUGGUAGGUACCACAUGGACCCAGGCUGGGUUUUCAAACACUCUGAACUCUGUACCAGGCCCUGAGCUUUACUCUCAGGUACAGUUUCACUCUCUUAGGCACAGGCACUUGAGGCAGGGUUCUCUGAACCCAUUUCAUAUACAAAUAAAAGCACUUGCCCAUGGGUCACACAGGGCUAGAGGAUGGCUGAACCAAAAAUGCAUUUUGGGCAGACUAGCAAGCAUUUUGCCCACUUACUAUACCAUGUAUAGUAAGCUUUCCCCCUAAUGGUUAGGUUUUACAAGAGGAAAUGAGCCCCCAGAUAAAGCCCAGUUUGCCUUGACUGCCCUUUUCACUGUACCAGCUGCCACCCUGGUGUUCAAGCGUCAGACCUCUGGCACUGAUUUCACCAAAUUAAUAACAUCAGUCUGUAACAGACUUUACAAGUGGGCCCAGUAGAUUAGGUGAACCCACCAGUCAGUUCAGCGGCUUCUCCCUUGCCUGGGGACACCAAGAGCUAUUACCUGUCCAGCUGCACACAUGCUUGGCGGAAGCCUUCACAAGGUGUACGGCUUGCGCCGCAGUGACCCUUGCGCUGGGCUAUGGGGACAUGAGCUGUUGGUAGGGGGCAAAUCUGGGCCCUCAAAGUAAGCUCACACCUGCCACCUCCGAGGACUGCAUAGGAGAUAGGGACAGCAGGCUUAGUAAGGGCAGCCAGCACAGGGAUUGGGGUGGGAAGGGGGAGUCCAGGGGGCCCUCCAGAGGCAGUACCUGAUGUGGCGCUGCCGGAUCAGCACCCGGGCGUGGUGGAUGGACUUGGCCAAGCCCAGCUUAAAGACCUGGGUCUGCAGGCGCCUCUCCAAGAAAUCCUCGAUCUUCAGGCCCAGGAUGUAAUCCAGCUUCAUCUUGCCCUCAUCCAGCACUCCAAUGCGGACCAGUCGCCGCAGCAAUGCAUUUCCUGGUAAAGGGGAGAGGAAGCACCGACUCAGGGUUCCAACUGACCUCAGGCUUGUGUUGGCUGCUGUUAAACCACUACUAGCACUAACGAAGCACUCUGAUUAGAAGCUCAUAGACUGGAGUCAGGCAAGCCCUGCUAGUUAACCAGAUGUAGGGGCACAUAGCUUUUCUUACCUGUAACACGGGAGGAGUAUCAGUAUCUAUGCUUUCACGCAUGAAAACAGAAAAACUUAAAGAGUAGCUAUGUUUAAAUGUGUAACGUCAUUCACUAUACCACUCUAUUUGUGACAUUUUCCGUGGAAGAUAGUACAUGUAAAUAACAUAACGAUGCAUGGCAAAAAAGUAUCCAACAGAGUCAGCCACAACCUAACUACUUCCAACGACCCCAGGCUCAGGUGUUGUUCCUUGCCCACAACAGGCAUGCCCUUCACCUAGUCUUUGAUGGCAUGAGAUACAAAUUAUAAAAUGCUUUAGUCCUUUAAUGUGAAAUACAGAUUACAAUUCCUGCACUUAAGGUGCUGUGACGAUACAGUUCAUACCUGUAAGGUGUUUACCUUACUUGCUGUUAUAAAGCCUUUGAAACAAAUGAGCUCAGUGUCAUGCCGCUUUGCAGGAUAGCCUGGUUCAGCAUCAUGGCUUGCCUAUUUCAAUGAGCGAAGGUCACGGUGAUGGUUUAAAAAACAAAACGACCUACAGAUGAGGUAGAGCUUGUGGGUUCCUCCUUGGCCCGUGGCUAAAUGGCUUCCUUGACUAGAAAGCUUGGCACCUGACGAGUUGCCAUCCAACUUUCACUUCUGCCCUGGAAUACCACAAGUAACCCUUGUGUUCACUUUGUCUUCACUACUGCUUUUUUCAUUACUUUCCCACAUGACCGUAUCCAAAUAAGCUCCUUUGUGAUCAGUUCUAUCUUCAGAAAAGUCCCCGCUUGAAGCCAGAGCUAGCUGUGGCUAGCUCCUCCUCCCCCCAUGAGAUUCUGGAAAUCAACAUCCCCAGAGCUUUCACAGGCUUGUCCAACGGGGUAUAUGAACUACAGAAAUAGUGGAAACCUCCACCAUCCACAAGUCUGGGAUGGAUUCAAAGAUGUGUAAACCUGUGAUGGCUAAACAUGCAUUUGGCCUUUCUCAAUUUCUACUGUGCAUGACUACUCUCAUGCCUCCACAGGUGUAGAGGCAGUUCCUCCCUACAUACCUUAAUGAAAGACCGGAAAAAUCACACUAAAAACCCUAUUUGAAAAUUAUGAGAAAAGCUAAUUGCCCAAAGAAGCCAAGCCUUCCAAUUCCCAGUCCUUCCUGUAUUUCACCAUAAAUUAAGAUUACCCAUGCAUGGUCAGACUAAAAGUAGUAUUGUUUCAAGAUGAAAUCUGUGAGGUAGCCCAUUUCAAAGGCCAACUAUAAACAAGUUACGGAAUCACCUAACUUUUUACAUCUGCUGAAAUCAAAUGUGUAACUGCACCCACACCUUAGAUACAAUGGAGAAAAGACACACCAAAUUAAAAAGCUAUUUUUACGUUUAAGUAUCAUUUAAACAUCUACUGUAUUCCGUAAUUAAAACCACAGUACCCUCAUUUUCCAAGUAGUAGCUCAUUACACGUGACUGGAAGCUUCCUAUAAUUGGUCUCACACCGCGUUCACGAGACUCUGGAGCCAGGUGCCUGUCCACCACUCCCACGUAUAAUGAGGCCUCCCUGAUCAAUUUGCCCUUAUCAGUACAAUGGGAAUAUCAGCACCUACUCCUACAAUAACAUAGUACAUGAUAAGGUGUGUUAAAAAAAAAAAAAAAAAAUUCGCUUCAGCCCUUACAUCACC